Penaeus chinensis is the source of this 1401-nucleotide messenger RNA. RefSeq lists its product as uncharacterized. The transcript is spliced from 5 exons. Bases 1 to 1401 code for a protein of 466 amino acids. Lineage: Eukaryota; Metazoa; Arthropoda; Malacostraca; Decapoda; Penaeidae. The record is from RefSeq and is a predicted model, not a curated record.
AUGGACCUAACAAAGGAGAUAUACACCAACCUUAGUACUCUCAGGGAGGCACUUACAUAUCCGUUACUUACUGGUCUUAAACGGUCUAAGCAACCUUUCCUUGAUGUUUUGAACGAUAUCCUUGGUACAACGGGAGUUGGAGGAUAUGAGGUGGGAUGCAGUCACCAUAACAUCAAGAUAUUUAUAGGUGUCAGCUCUUGCAACAAUUUACAUGAUUGGUACCAGCCUCCUUUACCAUAUUCUCUUGUCAGCCGCAGCAAACAAGACCAGGAAAUAUUGUACAGUUUAGGUAGUAGUUUGCCCAACACCCAUGAACAGACGUUCUCACCGCUGUUGAUACACAGACAUCAGGGAAAUAAAAUAGCCAAGAAGAUCUUCUACCACAACAAACUAUACCUGCAGCCCAGCCAAUUCUACGGGAAAGUCCAGGAGCUGUGUGUCCUUGCAAAUCGGCCGUGUACGUUUCCAUCCACCAGCAACCUCAGCCAUAGUGAAGCAGCAGAGGCUCUCGAUGACCACAUCGCCUCGCUUUCUCAACAGCUACCCGCCCUGGAUACCACCUGCCUCCCCUCCUACCUGCCGCCUUCUCACUUGCCCCUUGUGUCAGUCAGUUUCAGGUGCUCAAGAAGCAGGGAAAAAUUCGCGUCAAGAGAGCCACCAAUGCAAGGGACCGUAUUUGUCAUCGCCAUCGAGAAAACACCAAGCCCCACUUCAUUCGGCGAAUUACGACCCAUCGCCAUUAUUCCUUUGCCCAGCCUGCUGUGUGAAAGCUUUAUCGCCGAUUGGGCCUACCAGGACCUCGCGGCCAGCGUUGACACUCGGCAGUUCAGCAACAUGUGUUCCUCCUCUACCACACACUGCCUCGUCAGCUUUCUCGACUUCGUCCUCGCCCACCUCCACAAGCGCAAAUCUUCCAGCAAUAGCACCUUCAUAGAUUUCAAAAAAUCCUUCUACUUGGUGGACCACACCACGCUCAUCUCAAAAGCAGCAGCUUCCAUGGGCAUUAGGAAGUGCCUCAUUCCCUGGCUAGCAGAUUUUCUGUCCAACAAGCAACAAGACAUGCGCAUGCAGGGUCAAGUUUUCAGCCUCCUGCCACUCACGUGCGGAAUAGCCCAGGGAACUAGAAUGGGGCCCCUUUGCUUCCUCGCCAUGAGUAACGAUGCACUCCUGGACAUCGAGUAUCGUUGGAAAUACGAGGAUGACUCGACCAUCGCCGCCGCCAUUGGCUUCACAUACUGGGUCGCCUUUGGCGUUCCACUCCCGGAGCUUCACAAUAUCUACAGGCUUUUCAUCCUGCCCAAAAUGAUCUACGCCUCUCCCACAUGGGCCCCCUCCCUCACCGCCACUCAGCUGCUACAGCUCGACAGGGUGCAGAAAAGGGCAGCCAAGAUCAUAUACUAG